AUUUCGUAUGAGAGAAUGGCAAUUCGCAUUACAUUAGAAUGUGGGCACGCAUCAAUGUUACGUACGCGUACCACCCCUCAGGGUUAUACUCAUGACUGGGAAGUAUUUGUGCGUGGUAUUGACAAUGCUGAUAUUCACCACUAUGUUGAAAAAGUGGUUUUUCAAUUACAUGAAACAUUCUCAAAACCAAAGAGGGUCUUAAAAGAGCCACCAUUUGUGAUAAAGGAGUCUGGUUAUGCUGGUUUUGAGAUUCCAAUUCAUAUUUAUUUAAAAAACAAGGAUGAAGGUACCAAAAAGAUAGAAAUUUUAUACGACCUUAACUUACAAUCAAGUGGUCCUGCAAUCACAAAUGUUAUAAGGCAUACAGAGAUAAUUAAUAACCCUUCGGAUGAAUUCAGAAGGAAAUUAUUAAAGGGCGGAGGUGUUCUUGUGUCCAGUUCUGAAAAUUCAGCUGAGAAGAGUGAAACCAAAAUUUCAACUAUGGUUGGUAAACCAAAGUUGAGUGGGAGUGAUUCAAAGAAGCACAAAAAUGUCGAGUCGAAAACCUCAAACUCUUUUGCCGAAUUGUUUGGCACUCCCUUGAAACCCACAAAAGUCUCUCAGGACACCAAGAAGCCUGCACAGCCCGAAAAGUCAUCCGCAUCCAAAUCCCUAGUUACCCCAGACAAGCCUGACAAGGUUGACAAGACAAAGCUCAAAGAUAGUCCCCAUAAGGAUAGUAAAAAGGAGAAACUAGACGACAAGAAGGAUAAAAAAGUGAAAGAUCAGUCUAAGGAGAAAAAUCGAAGCAAAGAGAAAUCAAAAAGGCCCCCUAGUCCCGGGAAUAAAAGUCAUUCAAGUCCCUCUAACAAAAGACCCCCGUCACCUCCUUCAGUCCCUGUAAAAAGACCUCCUAGUCCUUCUCUUCCUCAGGCAAAGAGAUCGGCGUCGCCAAAAUCUAAAGAGAAAGAAUUGAAAAAGAUAGCCGUAGAGAAAGAGAAGGACAAGGGUAAAGAAAAAGACAAGGUGAAAGAUAGUUCGAAAAAUGUAGCCGAUUCUUCGAAGAGCGAGAAGAAGAAGGACAAGAAGAAGCAUAAGGAGGACAGGGAUAAGGAGCGAAAGGAUAAAUACAAGGAGGGUGAACGAUCAGCUUCGAAGGAAACGGUGAAAAUCAACGAGAAGAAGAACGAGAAGGCGGAGAAAUCCGAGAAGGAGAAGGGCCAAGAGUACAAAUCGGCGAAGGACGGUAGAAAGUCGCCGAAACCUCCUAAGGAGAGUGAGAAACCAAAGGAAGAAAAGUUGAUAAAGACAGAUAAGUCCGAGAAGACGGAGAAGUCGGACAAAACGAAGGACGGCAAGAGUGAGAAGGACAGGCAAAAGCACAAGCACAAAAAGAGGGAGAAGAAGGACAAACGUGACAGUAGUAAAGACAGGGACAAGAAGGAGAAACGCGACAGGAUAAAAUCGUCUACAGAGAAGCAAAAUAAUGUGCCUAACGUUUCAGUAGCUAAUCCCCUUUCUACCCUUUUGGCGGAAAUGCCAGAGAGGGAUAGUAGCGAUUCAGCGCCAUCGGUAGAUGACGAUUCCUUCUCCGAAUCAAAAUUAGUGCCUACUAUUAAGAAAGAGGUGGAGAACCUGACUGUAUCUACGCCUCCUACAGAAAUGGCGAAACCACUUUCGCCUGCGAUGCCGGCAGAAAUUAAGAAGGAAAAAGUCGAUCGGAGCAAGAGGGAGAAACCUAAGGGGAACAAAGGUGAGGAGAAGGAAACACGAAAGAGGAAACGGAGAAGUGAUAGCAAAGGUGAGGACGAUCAUGUGGUGAAGAGAGAGAAGGACAGAGGUCAUUCUGCGUCUCCACCUUUGGAACCGGUUUCCUCGAGUCAAUCACCGGUCGUUGUUGACCAGGAAGCGGUCCAUAUGAAGGAUAAGGAGGAUCGCGGUGCCACGGAACAAACAGUCGACAAGGGUGCCGAAGCGGAAGUGGAACAAGUGGCGCCAGAUUCGACGAACAGUACUUUGGUUGAUUCAGACAUGGGAGAACCACCGGUGUUCUCCGAGGACUAUGUGUCACAGUUGAAGGACUUGCAACAGAAGAUAAUGACCCUGCAGGAUAACCAAGAGUUGCAGCGAGUUGUACAGGUGAUCGCGGAAACUGGUCAAUACGAGAUCACGAAGAAGACGUUCGACUUUGAUCUAUGCGCCCUAGAUCGUAGAACGGUGCAACGACUACAGCAGUUCUUCGCGUCGUGACCGUCUGUAGCUUAAAUCAUGACAACCCUUUAUUACAUAUUAUUAUUCUAUGUAUUAAGUCAUUAAGUUAUUUCAGCUUACGAGAGAUUCCUUCACGUUACUAUUAAAGAAGAAGAGGGAAAAAAAGUAAUAACACGA
This is a messenger RNA of Habropoda laboriosa, 2367 nucleotides long. RefSeq names its product protein AF-9 (gene ear). NCBI's taxonomy places the organism in Eukaryota, Metazoa, Arthropoda, Insecta, Hymenoptera, Apidae. The transcript has 3 exons. Gene Ontology annotation, cellular component: super elongation complex. Gene Ontology annotation, biological process: regulation of DNA-templated transcription. The record is from RefSeq and is a predicted model, not a curated record. The coding region runs from base 16 to 2229 and encodes 737 amino acids.